Molecule: messenger RNA, 6870 nt
Organism: Pieris brassicae (large cabbage white)
Lineage: Eukaryota; Metazoa; Arthropoda; Insecta; Lepidoptera; Pieridae
Exons: 9
Coding region: 103-3777 (1224 amino acids)
Biological process (GO): regulation of transcription by RNA polymerase II
Molecular function (GO): RNA polymerase II cis-regulatory region sequence-specific DNA binding; DNA-binding transcription factor activity, RNA polymerase II-specific
Source: RefSeq, a predicted model, not a curated record
UGGAAAAUGAAAAUGGAGUUUUGUUACGCUUUUAAUGUAAAAAUAAUUAAUUAUAAAUUAUGAAGUUAAUUACUUUAAUUUUUGAAUCCUACCUUGGUUAGGAUGGAGAACACUACUCCAUUUCAACCUUGGGCCGUUGAAGAGAGUUCAAAAUUAGUAAAAUCAGAGAGAGAAAUAGCGGAUGACGCGAAACUUCAUCGGGAAAAUGUCAAUCAUCCAAAACAUAGGCAAAUUGCGUCUUACGAUAAAGAAACUAUUGUUGCUUCAAGUAAUAAUCCGGGACCAUCAACUUCAUCGGAAACGAGCUUGGAUCCAGUUACUGGAAAGGAAUCCAAAAUGGAUUCAGGAAAAAUUGCUUCUAUGCAACAAAUAGUUGAAAAUACCAUAAGCCAAGAUGGAAGACAAAGGGUUGCACAAUUACUGGAAGCAGUAGAAGCCCUCAGCGGUGCUGAGAGGUUGUUAUUAUAUCUCCGUUUACCAACUGGAGUUCCCCCACAUGAUCCUUUAAAACAACCUGUUAAUCCAUUAGGUUCAAGAGCAGAGCUUCAACAAACUGUCACCUGGAUACAAACACACUUGGAAGUAGAUCCAGAUGUUUCUCUACCAAAACAGGAUGUCUACGAUGAAUAUAUCGCUCACUGUAUGAGUAGUAACAUGAAACCUUUAUCGACAGCCGAUUUUGGGAAAGUAAUGAAGCAGGUCUACCCAACUGUGAGGCCCAGGAGAUUAGGGACGAGAGGGAAUUCCAGGUACUGUUACGCAGGUCUUCGUAAGAAAGUUAAGCUUGAAGUCCCUCAGCUUCCAGAUUUGGGAGAGUCAUCCAAGGAAGGUCACAUCGGAACCAGCGAACACGAAAGAGUAAUAUGCGAGUGGGCCGAAUCUAAGUUAGGUGUUAAAUUCGGCAGUAUCACGGAGCUGUCCCGUCACGUGGGUCAACUGAUGGUGGGAGCCCGACCUGGACCUUCCAGUGCGUCUCCACCGCCUAUGGCAGUACUUGUACCAUCAGAAGAAACUUCUGGCCCUCAAUUGAUGAAGCAGCUAAAACGGAAGAUACAGGGCACACCGGGAAGACCAAAGAAGAACAAAGCUCAGGAGAUCGUGGAAUCGCCCCCCUCUACCUCAUACGUGCCCUCGGUGAAGCACGAAAGCGAGAUGGACCCGUACUACCAGCAACCCUACGUUUAUGAGGUCCGCCCGCCUUUUCCCUACUCGGCUCCUCCCCGCGCCCACCCCCCCCACGAGUAUCGGUCCGAGCCCUAUUUCGAGCCCUCGUACGCCCCCCGCGACCUGUCCCUCCCCCCAGACCCGGCCCCCAAUCUUCCCAUCAACCUCAGCAGCGACGCCUCCCUCGAUCUGUCCACGGAGCGUAGCGAUUGGCAACGCAGACGCCCCCCCGACCCACGCCUCCCCCUGCCCGGGAAGAAGCUCAUCCUCGAGACGUACCAGAACGAAACGCAGACUUCGCCCCGCUCUACCCACGAGACGUACCUGCCCAAGAAGAUGCGCGCCGCCGAAAUUCUCGGAAAGGCGCCGAGGCAACCCGACGCUUACGAGCCGGCCCGUCCCGAGCCUUUUUUAGAGGAUCCAAAAAACUUACCGAGCCGGUCCAAAAGCACCGCCGCGGCGCUGGCCCGGAGACAGGAGGCGGCGACUCCAAUAGGGGCGAAGGCCCCGCUUAGGAUUCCCACUGACGCUACCCACGACUCUUGCUGCGGCAUCGACGGCAUCAACAUCAAGACGGGCGUCAUCUGCGGCGAGAAGCACUCUGAGAUCCUCAACCGGGAACGCGUCAUAAGUAUCUGCAAUAUAGACAAACACGAUCUCGACGACUACCUCAACGAGAACAACAGCCAGGAGCACGAGGAGGAGCUGCUCAAGUACUUUCACCCGAAAGACGCCGACAGAGAGAACGCGAACCAGUCCGCUUUUUUAGAAACUAGUCAAGACGUCCCGGACGAGCACAGUCAAGGCAAGAACGAGAAGAUUUCCCAGCUCCGCGAAUUGCUCGCGAAGAAUUUAAAGAAUUCAAGCGGGACUAACCCGGGAAAUUCGGAACCCCAAGCCCCGGCGGAAACCUUUCCGGUCAACAAAACCAACGACGCGGACGGCUUCAAACCCGUCAGUUUAGACGAUACGGUGAGGGAUCCAAAUUUCCCCGCCCAUAAUGAGAAUUUAAGUAAACAGUGCAACUCGAUACUGAAUGGAAAUGGAAAUUCGACUCCAUACAAUUCGGAGAAUACUACACAGCUGAUGAAUAUGGGAGCUCAUCUAUACAAUGGUAAUUGUAACAAUGAACCGCAAAGUCCAACGACCAGAACUCAGCAGUACGACUUCGUUCCCAUAUCCGAUGGAUGCCAUUCACCGAGAAAUUUUAAUUCCAAAUCACCAUUGGGGUUCAGUCAGCGAGUCAAUAGUCCGACAAAAGUUUCCAAGCCCGUUAUUUUGAGCGGCUCACUCCAGACAUCACCAGUAUCCCAUAGCACCGCGGCCAGUCCUUUCGUCAGCCCCAGGAACACGCCAGUUCCCAGAUCGCGCUUAUGUUCCAGACCCAUACCCAAACUGAACGGCCGAAAACGUCGCAAUCCCCUGACAUUGGGAAUGAUCGAUCCCUGUACAAACAACAAUAGACCGUUUGCAGUGCCAAAUGACCAAAAAUUCGUGACCAAAACUGCGUGUAACACGAACGUGAAGUAUUCGCCAAUGUCUGCCCCUCCAUCACCGAACAUUCUUUCCCACUACAAAUACCAAGUGCUCCAGAACUCAGUUCCCAAUGGUGUCAAUAAUGUGUGUCUCUUCGCGAAUUCCUUUCGAGAUAACGUCAACGGGGACAGUGGCCAUCCCCUGUCUGCCGAUCCGUUAUCGAGUGAAGUGAGCCAGUUCUUCCAAGAGCCAAUGGCCAACUAUCGUUCGAACCACGAUUCGACGUUCAGGUCACAAUCGGUGCCCCUGAAACAGGCGAUAAACAAUAUGACACUUCUCAGUUACAAUAACACUCCAGUGGGUUCCGUCCCACCCACGCCGGUUCCGAAUGAGUUCUGCGAUUUCGGCUCCCUAGCCGACUGUGACAUAUCGAGAGCUGGUCUAAACCCGGAGACUUUGGACAAAAUAUACGACGCAAUAGAUAGUAGUAACGAGGUACUUAACGCGGGAUCGACGACCUUACUGAACUCCAGCAGUUUGACCAACGGUUGUGACCCAUUACCAGAGCAACAGAUAUUGACGGAUGAGCAUUUGAACUCGUUCAUACCCAGUGGGGAGUUGUUGGAAAGAGGCGGCCAGUUCACGGAGAGCUUCACGAACGAUUCAUCCAGCGAGAACGUUGAGGAAUAUUUGAAGCGAACGAGCAGUAUAGAGUUUCAGAUCUCCGAGUUGGAGACUGAUAAAAAUAAGUAUUAUACGUCUCGCUCGGUUCCCAGUACUCCGCUUCCGUUCAAACGUGCGCCGGAGUUGCAGAUAGAUUCACGGCGUUCGAGGGAGUUGUUCGCGGCCGAUACGUUCUCUAUGACGAACGGUAUAUCGUCCAAGUCGGUGCCGUCGACGCCGCAGUUGGUCGAAGACAGGAGCAUCUUCAGCUAUAGCAAUAGAGAUUUUCUUAUAAAUGGAAACUCUGUUGAAUUGUGCGGAACUAGCCAGGUUAGGACGCUGGUUGACAGUGACCAAGGCCUCACCUCUCCCUUGGACGUGUUGCGCGAGGACAUUCUCGAUCCGUUGACGCCUGCCGCCGAUCUGUUGGCAGACUUAGAUAAGAUAGACGGAGCACCAUAUGUUGACCUAUAGGGUAACUCUACACAUGUCGUGGUUCGAUCGUGGAAUUGGUCGUUUCAUGAAAUGGCGAACGAUGUUAGUGAACGAAAGUGCAUAUGUAUUAUUCUGGCAUGAGUCUGAUAUAGGUGGAAAUCACUCUUGUCCCUGAAGAUUCAACCAUUUCAUAUGACGAUAAAUUCUCUGUCGGGCCACGCCGCUUUGCCUUCAGUGAAGGUACACUCCCGACAAGUCAAUGAAGCUAGUUAUUUAAGUGAAUAUAUUCCAUAAAUCGUGAAGUAAACUCGCCGUAGGGUCCAAUGGAGUGAAUAGUGGAAUUCGAAGCUCGUGCCUACAAUGUCUCAUCAUCGAAAGUUUUAUAUGAAUAUUUUGUAAAUAUAAUUAUUGGCGAAUCGUGCCAAGCACGACGAAUUUGAUUUCUUUGUAGAUAGUUAAUUGAAAUGAAUUUAUGGUAAGUUAGCACAAAGAUUUAAUAUAUUUUAUUAUGGAUAGGAGUUUUUGAUAUUGGCCACAUGUGAUGUGGCCUGAGCUUAUAUUGAUAUCGUUUUAUUUGAAGCUAAUUUCUCCUUUUUAGGGAAUCCAAAUUUUUUAAAUACAAUCAGUUGGGAAAGAGAUAGUUUGGGCUUCUGUCACAUGAUGUGGUAUUUUUUUUUAAUCUAAAGCGGGAUAUGAAGCGUAGAUUAAAGAGUUCGUUUCUACCGUACUUUAGUCUGUGAGUGUGCCUGGCCAUAUGUUCUUUAAAAAGGGUAACCAUGGCAACGACCACGUUGUGAAGCCAGUCCCACGGUGUGACAGCGUUCUUCAAAGUCGGGGCUAUCUCUUUCCAUGGGGCAGUGCUGUUAUACGCGAAAUCAACCACCUUUAAUUUUGAAAAACCGCCUUUUUAUAUUUAUUUUUAAAUUUUUGGUCUAAUCCACUGAGGUGAGGUGGAAUUUCGGGUCCAAUUUACAAUAAAGGGAUGUAAAGUUGGCGUUUUAAGUUAUUAAUAAAAAAAAAUUGACACGCACUGACGCGAAAUUCGACGCCACUUGAACCACUAAAAUGACAAGCGGAACAGUUUUAUCGAAUACACGAAAACUAUUGCGUACGAUAACUAUCCAGUCAGUUCGUGGCGUUGCCAUUUAAUAUUUGACUAGGUCAAUGGAACUAUGUUUAAUUUUGCGUAAACGCAAUAUUAAUUGUUUUGUCUUGUCUUGCGAUUGUUACGCAGUGCCUAAAAAUCCUUAAUGUUAAUUGGGAUUUUAACAAUGUACAUUUCUAGUACAAAUGACAGCUACAAAGGAAUUUAAAUAUACAACUGUUAGAGAAUGGGAAGACUAUUUGUAUCUAGAUUAUUUUAAAUGAGAUUAAAAUUGCAACAUUGUAUGGAAAUAUGAUAAUUUGUUUUUAUGAUUCUGGAUACAGACAUGUAUGACACAAAACCUGUAACAUAUAAUUUCAAUUCACACUAUUCUCGUUAAUCGAAUUUUUAUCAUAAUUGAGAAAAAAGUUUGGUUAAAAUGCGGGUAGGUACCGACAUUAUGAAUGAAAAACACGUUUACUCAUCUGUGUUUUCCUUGAUGUACACGUGUUAUUAAAUAAUUAUAAGUACAUUUUAAUGUCCUUCAAAGAUAACUGUAAUUAAAAACUACCCUCAAAAUUUUUAAUAAUUAUUUGUUUCAUAAAAAUUCUUCACAAUCUAAAAAUUUAUGUUCCAGGAUUUUUGUCAUACAUUAAAUUAUAAUUAAAUAUGUACGAACAUUGUAUAUAAUUUUUAUUGAUUAAUAUUCAGUAUAAAAUACAGUAUAUAGGUGUUUUGUAAAUACUUUAUUAUAAGUAUAAUAUUAUUUUUAUAGAAUCGCCCAUUUCAUAUACUAGACUGCUGCACACUGGUGCUAACUUUAAUGUACACUCAGAGUCGUAUGAUAAAUUAAGUUAACAACUGAUUUAUGGAAGCAUAGAUAAAAUAUUUUUUUUGCCUUCCAAUUGCAUCUAGUGAAUUACAAAAUAGCUUAAGUAACCGUUAACGCUUAAUCUACGACUCUAAGUAGACCUCGAGACCUAUUUGAUUAAAUGGUUAAGUAACAGCAUGAACAUGUACCGGUACAGGUACCCUCCUUUUUUCGAUAUUAAAUGUAUACGUAAAUAAUUGUAAUAACUCGUGCUGGGGCUUUAAAGUACAUAAAAAUUAGCACUCAUUAUCACUAAUCCAAUUAAAAGUAAUUGACACGUUUUUAUGUACAGAUAAUAAAAUUACAGAUUAUAUUGUUGACAUUGUAACUUGAUUCCAUUUAUGUGUGUAUGUCUCUAAGAUUUUAGUCUAUGUUUCAUUUGCAAAUAUUUAUGUGAAGUACAAAGUUUUUAAAACUUUCGAAUGAACAAUUUAAUUGUAUGUUUUCUGAUUCCUAUGGCAUUGAAUGCCUCUUCAAUUGAAUGAGGUUCCCAUACUGUUGAAAACAGUUAUAUUUCGCGCCUAACACAAAAAUCAAUUUAAAAUGCUUAUAGUCACGAGUACGCCUGCAGCUCCGACUUAUUUAAAGCAAUUAUGAUAAAAAUAUUUUACGUAGAAAGUUGGGUACUCCUUAUAAAAUUGCGGGUAGACGCAAAAAUUCACUGAACUGAUUUUGUUUGUAUAAUUUGGAUGAUACAGAUUUUAUUCAAAUUGUCGUCAGUUAUAAAAGUUUUCAAUUCAGCGCGUUCAUACCCUCAUCUAAGCUUCUAAAGAUGAAAUUUAUAAAGCGUCUAUAACUUAAGAUUAACAGAAGAAUACUUUAUAAAAUUCAACGUUAGAUAUAAACGAAAACGGUGGCUCGUUUAAUUGUGAUUGGUUGAUGUGUAGUCUGUGAUUGGUCUAGGUUUUCGACCAAUCACAAUCAAGGACCGUCUCGCCCGUUUAUAUUAUUUGUUCUCAUUGUGUGGACGCGCUGUGGAUUAUGUACAUAAUUUAAAAUCAUGACAUGUUCAUUCUUGUUUCGUUAUUGUUUUUUAUUCGUAGAUAUUUUUAUUAAUGUACUUUAAGGAAUUAAAUGUAUAUUUUAUAAGUGAAAAUAUCCAUGUUGUUGAUUAGUGUUAUGGAUGUUGAUUUUCACCAUUUGCUAUGCAGUGAUAAUAAAUGGUAUAUUAACGAUU